Lepus europaeus (European hare) is the source of this 1719-nucleotide messenger RNA. RefSeq names its product vomeronasal type-1 receptor 3-like. Gene Ontology annotation, biological process: G protein-coupled receptor signaling pathway. The transcript is spliced from 4 exons. Lineage: Eukaryota; Metazoa; Chordata; Mammalia; Lagomorpha; Leporidae. Gene Ontology annotation, cellular component: membrane. Bases 1 to 1719 code for a protein of 572 amino acids. Gene Ontology annotation, molecular function: pheromone receptor activity. The record is from RefSeq and is a predicted model, not a curated record.
AUGGCAGCUUUGGGGAUGAAGCAUUUCCACAGUGAUAUUGGGUUCAAGCUUGUGUUCUAUGUGCACAGAGUGGGCAGGGAUAUGUCCACUGGCAGCACCUGCCUGGUGAGUAUAACCCAGGCCAUCACUGUCAGUCCCAGGAACACAGGGUGGGCGAAGCUCAAAGCAAAGGCUCACAAGAACAUUGGCUCCUCCAUUACACUCUUCUGGAUGGUGAACCUGGUUAUAAAUGUCAUGAUACCUGUGCAUGAGACUGGGAACAGGAGGGACAAAAAUCUCGCAAGGAACACUGAUUAUGGCUACUGCUAUUUAGCCAAUAGUGACAGAUUCACAGUAAAUAGAGCACUGCAUGCAGCACUGGUGUUAUUCCGAGAUGUUUUCUUUGUGGUCCUCUUGCUGUGGUCCAGCAGCUCCAUGGUUUUUACCCUGUACAGCCAUAAGCAGCAGGUCCAAUAUAUCCAUAGGAACAACGUCUCCUCCAAGUCAUCACGGGAGUCCAGAGCCACCCACAGCAUCCUCGUCCUGAAAUGUGGAGACUGUGGGAAGCCACAGGUGUCUGCAGCAUCUGACGUAAUGUACUUGGCAGAAUGCAGCAAGACUGUCAUUCCAAAUUCAUCGCUGCUCAGUGGAUUCACAGGAGCCAAAGUCUCCACUCUCAGAAUUACUAGAGAGGAGCCUGUAGACUCACACGCUUGUGGUUUAAUGAGGACAAACCCACCGAGGUCCUCCAGAGCUGGGCAUGAAUGGAAUCUCAGGCUCAGAGAAAAUAAUCAGGCAUUGGGAGCUGAUGGGAUGGCCAUCAAAAACUUGACAACAGGGAUGAUCUUCUUACUUCAAACUGUCUCUGGAAUCCUGGGGAAUUUCUCACUGCUUGGCCAUUAUCUCUAUCUCUGCUUCACAGGAUGCAAGUUUAGGUCCACAGAUUUGAUCAUCAAACACCUGUCUGUAGCCAACUGCUUAGUCAUUCUCUCCAAAGGAGUCCCCCAAACCAUGACAUCUUUGGGGAUGAAGCCUUUCCUUAGUGAUAUUGGGUGCAAGCUUGUAUUCUAUGUGCACAAAGUGGGUAGGGAUGUGUCCAUUGGCAGCACUUGUCUCUUGAGUAUCACCCAGGCCAUCACCAUCAGUCCCAGGAACCCCAGAUGGGCAGAGCUCAAAGCAAAAGCACAAAAGUACAUUGGCCCCUCCACUAUCCUCUGCUGGAUGCUGAAUCUGAUACUGAAUGUCUUGGUACCUGUGCAUGUGAUUGGAAACAGGAAUGACAAAAACAUCACAAAGAAAACUGAUCAUGGCUACUGCUAUUCUGUGAGUCGUACAAAAUUCUUAGACUUGCUGUAUGCUGUCCAGGUGCUAUUCCGAGAUACUCUCUUUGUGGCACUCAUGCUCUUGGCCAGCAGCUUCAUGGUUUUCAUCCUAUACAGGCACAAGCAGCAGGUCCAAUAUAUCCUUGGAACAAGCAUCUCUUCCAGGUCCUCCCCAGAGUCCAGAGCCACCCACAGCAUCCUCGUCCUGGUGAGCACCUUUGUGUCCUUGAGCACUCUCUCCUCCAUCCUUCACAUUUGCUUGGCUGUUUUAAGCAGCCCGAGUUUGUGGCUGGUGACCACCUCUGAAGUAAUUGCUGGGAUUUUUCCAGUUGUGAGCCCCUACAUCCUCAUGAGCCAUGACUCCAGAGUGCCCAGGUGCUGCUGUGCUCACACAAGGAAUACAGAUUUCUAUGCUUAG